Messenger RNA from Fusarium sp. VM40, 3672 nucleotides. NCBI's taxonomy places the organism in Eukaryota, Fungi, Ascomycota, Sordariomycetes, Hypocreales, Nectriaceae. The record is from the annotation of a GenBank genome assembly.
AUGGGGUCCGAGAACCGUUCCAUAAACCGCUAUGAAACAACAGCGGUAUACACACAUCCUGAAGCCAAAAUCGAUAUUGUUCUUGUUCACGGCCUAAACGGAGUGCCUGAUAAAACAUGGACGGCAAAGAACGGGACUUUCUGGCCGCUGGAUCUGCUGCCACUGGCCCUCAAAGGCGCACAUGCUAAUAUCAUGGUCUACGGGUACAAUGCGGACGUCUAUUCAAAGAAAAAUGACCGAACAGCCAGCGAUAACUUCAUUCACCAACAUGCGCAGUCACUCAUAACGAACCUCACUCUCCAUCGAAGAAGCGAGGGAACGUUCAAAAACCCCAUCAUAUGGGUCUGCCACAGCCUGGGUGGCAUUCUCGUUAAGAGAGCUCUCCUGUACUCAUCGGAUGUUCGCGAACCCCAUCUCGAAGACCUUCGAUCCAUUUUCGUAUCGACAUUUGGACUUGUCUUCUUGGGGACACCUCAUGUAGGAUCAGAUGCAGCAACUUGGGGUCUCAUUUUGCAAGCAAUGUCCGAUGCCGUCAUUCCAAAGCGGUUCUUCGAUUCUGAGUCGGUGCUUCUCAAGACGCUUAAGAAGGACAACGAAACUUUGGCAAACAUUAAUAGUCACUUUUUGGAUAUUUAUCAGCGCUUUGAGAUUCACAUGGUUCGUGAAAACCAGAAGACGGACAUCAAAGGCCAUAAAAUCAUUGUCGUCGAUGCAAACUCAGCCGGGCCUCAGUUACCUGGAGUGACUUACUACGGAAUAGAAGCAACUCACUCGAGUAUGUGCAAGUUCGACGGCAUGAGCUCACCUGGAUUCCGCAAUAUUGCCAUCACUAUGCAGCAAUGGAUUCUAAAGGCCCCUUCGGCGAUACAAGAGCGCUGGCUUGCUGAAGAAGAUGAGCGACGAGCCCGCGCCAUGGCAAAAGCGAAUGAGCUCAUGUCGCCAUUCACGGGUGAAAAUCAGAGACCUGCCCAAAGAGAUAUUGGUGUAUCUACCAGAGGAGGAAAGCCAGUCUUUGAAAAGUCAACUUUGGCGCAGCUCACAAAGCACGAAACCAUAUUUGUCCACCCAGAACGAUUUCGACCAAACUCGCUUUUCAGAGGUCGACAGCAGGAGCUGGAGGAUCUUCACGGUAUGCUCAUGGACAUCGACCGGAGAGAUCAGGGAACCUCGGCUGUUCUUAUAUGGUCGGUCCCUGGAGGUGGUAAGACACAUCUUGCGAGAGAGUAUGCAUUCAAACAUCGACACGACUAUCCUGGUGGAGUGUUCUGGGUGCGUGCCAAAACACCGGAGGAUCUCGAAGAUGGAUUCUUGAGGAUCGCCAAGUAUGCUAUUUCUCGAGCUGAGAUUGAAGUCCAGGACGAGACAACUCUUCAAAAUCCGAGCAAGGUUAUACCUUUGGUCGUAGAUUGGCUCGACCGCUCGGAGAACUGGCUUCUCAUCUUGGACGGUGUUCUAAACGAUACUCCUAACGUCACUAAUUGUAUACCCGAUUCAAGAAACUCGAGUAUGAUCCUAACGUCCACCGACACAUCCAUCUCAGGGAACCAUCACUUCGAUAACCCUCAGAAGCUCGAACUAGGCCCCAUGGCUGACAAUGACGCUCAGGCGCUACUAUUAGAGGAGAUGGAUAAGAAGAGACCGUGGACACAGGAAGAUCUUGACCGAGCACUCGAAGUGGUCCAAUUGGUCGAAGGUUUACCUCUGGCUAUACAUGCUGCAGCCGGCCAGAUGAAAGCUACCAAAGAGCCACUCAUCAAGUACAUUCGGUCGUAUAAGAAACGGCCUCGUGCAGGUGGGCUUGGCGCGUACAAAGCUGUAAGAGAGAAGUUACAGGAACGUGGCGAGACGGCAGCACUAAACUUGAUGUAUUUGCUGUGCUUUUUCGGUGGCCGAGUUCCGGUUGAGUUGCUCUCACUUGGUCUGAAAGCCCUCGACAAGCGUACUCCGGUGCGCACCCAUGACUCGAUGGGUAAAAGAAGUCUUAACAAGACCUUUACCGUUCUAAUAGCAUUCGCAUUGAUCGAGCGUGAUGAGAUUGAGGAUGUCUCAUCUGUUGGUACCCCAGGAGAGAUACCCAGUGCAAGACCUAUGGAACCCCUGGACGUCCUCAAGAUCCAUGGCAUAGUACAGAGCUUCUUCAUUGAGGCUUUGAAAGUAGAGGGCCAAUACAACUUCUGGCUUGAGCGUGCUGCAGCUGUCUUCCUUCGAUCCUUUGACCACGCUGAUAAUCGGGCCAAGAACAACAAGGAGAUGGGACUUCCAGAUGAUUAUAGGAGAUACGCCACUCAUUGCCGGAGGAUCUUGAAGCACAUACAAGGAGUCGAUAAGCCAACUAUGGAACUCAUGGCUGUUGAGCACGCACUGAAAAGUCGAUUUGGGGACAUCCAGGGCAAGAUUCGUACCUUGGCACGCUCAAUGACGACGGACUCUGAAGGAAGAUGGGUACGGGGUCCUUAUGUGUCUGUGUUUGAGAAGAGCAACAGCGCUUCUCUGUCCAGCUCUUUUUCGAACGCGGAUAGCGACAAUCAGGAGGAAGAGCAACAGACUCCCUGGGAUCUACGAACUAGUUUCCCUUCCUUGGAGGAUGAUAAUGAUGCACCGUAUCCUUACGAUAGCACAAUCCCAGCACCGGUUUUCUAUGAGGAGGACGACGGGGAGGGACAGUUGACAUCACAACAAAGGAUGGCGGGAAGCUAUUCGAGCCAGCACAGUCCACGAAUAUCCGAGUAUGAAGAGAUAGACGCCCAGUUUGUGAGCAAAAGAUCACAUUCCGCUCAUAGGGCAUCGUCACCGGCAUACAGAGAUCAAAUAAUACCCCCGCAACAGCAGAUUAGAGAAACGAGCCGGGAACGCAUUUCUGAGAAUCCGUUUAUGGGGGGCUCUUCGGGGGCCGCCUCGAUUCCAUCAAUGGAUAUCGCCAAUGCAAACUGGCUCCACGAAGACCCUGCUCCGAUUCUACCGCGGGCAAGACACUCGGAUACAUCCCUAGAUGCGGAAAUCGACGAUUGGGCUCCCGGUCUACCCAUCACCAGCAAUUCAGUCAGCAGUCUCAGACCUAUGUCCCACUAUCAACAAAACCUUUCGUCUCAUCGCCGAACCGCUUCCACUGGUGGAGUCUUCUCUUCCUCACCUGGCAGUAUUGCCAGUAGCACCCUCCGACCACCUUCUUCAGGAUUUGACGACUCCUCAUCCCAGCCAAUGACACGCAACUCGUCGUCCAAAUCAGGAACACCAGCGGCACAUCUUCCAGCCCCCCGCUGGGCAAGUCGUGUCCCUUCAGUCACAGCCACAGAGCCAUCGCCACGACAUCCCACCACCAGCUUCGACAACAUACCUUCUGGCUAUCAAGCCUGGCAGCUCCGGCAUGCAGGACCAUGGAAUCCUGAGGGAGCUGCUCGACGGGAUGUUACCUCUGCCCCCAGGCCAGAUCUGUCAUCUGAUAGCGCAGAGAUGGUGAGGUCUGGUUCUGGAGGAAUAAAAUUCAAUGGGCAUAUUGUUGAGUUUGGACAGUCCCAUCUUAGUAAUAGUCAACCUGUGUAUCCAUUGGAAAUCACCGGACCCACAGGUGAUCUCGAGGAUCAAGAUACUGCGGUUCGGAGACGCAGAAAUACCAACACUCCGCCAUCCGGGCAUGGCUAUGGGCGGCCUGCGGUAUUGAGGCGGGAGCUUUGA